CCCCAAGCGUCAAUCGUAAUUCUAAUACGGUGUGUCAAAUCCGUGUGGUGUAACGGCACGGUUUAAUAUCCUGAAUAGUUCGCCGCAUCCGCAUCGAGAAAGACCGCAUCUCGACUAAUAAAUUUAUACCAGGUUACGCCAUCGCGGCCUACAGGGAAAAUUAUUACGAUGACAUUGCCACAGGCUGCAGGGUCGUAAUAAUUUUCGGUGUCACUACAUAUAAUUGAAUCGUACGACGCGACGCCGCAAAUAUAUAAUACCUACGUUUCGUUCGAUAAUAACGCAUUUCUCUGAUUCACGACGUUUGUCUUAAAUAUGGUGCCUCACCCGACAUCAAGCGUACCACUGUACUUGGUUCAAUUUGAUUAUAAUUGGACGAAGGAGGGAGUUUUCUAGGCCCGUUAACGUUGUAUUCGCAAUUAAACUAACUCUCGUAAGCGUAUAAAAAAAUUAUUACAGGAAAAAAAAAAAAAAAAAACAAAACAAAACGAACGCGUGUCGAAUAGCUGUAACCAUUCGUGCGAACCGGUGCAGUGGAUCGACAAACUGGUUGGGUCUCCGCUACCGUUGCUGCACCAGCGGCAAAAGCCGGACGCGUCGGUGUCGCAAGUUUUGUACCGUAUAUCCCACAGCGUAGGUAACGUAGUAUCGACCAUGUAGUUGAACCUCUAGCACAGGGUGCAAACUGUUAUAUGAAAAAAAAUAGACCAAGAAUUUUGAAAAAAAUGCGAGAGAUGGUCAAGGACGCUGCAGCCGGCUAGGUGAUUCGGCAAGGAAUUCGCAUAUUAUUAUUCAAUGCGUUACGCGGGAGAUGGUAUGGAUCGUCUAGAAAAGAUCGUCGACACGUGUCCGUACGAUCGCAGAGAUUGUUUGUUGCACGGAUGAGUGAGACAAACAGGUUUAGUUUUUACUCCCGUAUAGUUUGAUGAGUCGGCCCAGAGCUGGUAGAUGAUAAUCGAGGAGAAGGGAAAACCCAAUAAAUGAAAAAAAAAAAACGAAAAAAAUUACAAUCUUUGUAAAGAAUAAAAAUAAAACCGUAUAAGGUUUAUUUGCCCGAGCAGUAACGUGUAGAACGAUCAUGCGGGAUAUAUAGCCUUGACGCGAUUCGUUCGAGAGUCGGCUAGCUGUUUUCGCGAGGAUGACGUACAUUUGUGAAAAAUAAAUUAUAUAUGAAAAUGAAAAUUAUUCUCCACGCAAAUUAAGUGCAUAGCUUACAGAAUAACACGAGAGAGAAACGGAAUUUUAUCGUACAUGCACAAUCUCCCACCGAUAUACGUACAUGCACAUUAGUAUGAUAAGGAUACAAUAAUUAAUGAGAAUGAUAUCUUUGCAAUUAAAUUUAUUGUUCGGUUGUGACCCACACCACACGCUCUCGAUUGUAGUUGGCAAACCUCCAAUAAAUGAAUACGUUCCGUCUACUCCGAGCGGCUCGAUUCUAUCGAAUCGAUAGAUCUCCCGACAAUCAAAGCGUCUAUAACUGGCAGUUGCCCCCGGAAGUUUGUCCUCGAUUCAGCGCCGAUUCAAUCGAUCACAUGUUCGCCUAGAAUAUAUGCUUACGCUUACGAUACCCAGAUACGUAUAGGCGGCGGCUAAGGAGGAGGAAAUGAUGCAAAAAAAUUACAAUCGUAUAUCAAAAGACUCCGCGAUGUCUCGCGCCGUACAUAUAUCGCGCGGGGUUAUACUUUUACAAUGCGAAUUAUAUUCGCGUCGGGUAUAUCAUUGUAUGUGACGGAAAAAUCUUUGACAUCCGAUCGCGCUCGUACGUCACCGAUACCACCGAUUGUGGCCGGCUCUGCUGCUUCACUAGCCAAUCAUCAAUCAAUCGGUUCGUACGUUGGGUUCUAGGCUUCCCACAAGGUGAACGAGUUCGUACGGAGACCGAACGGAAGGGUCUUACAACGAGAUUAUGAAUUUAUGAUUUAAAAGAGGCGACCCGAAGGUUUCUCCGGUGACCGAACACACGCGUACACGAAUCGAAACGAUAUCGCUGAUGUUCCUAUUCGUAUCCUCGUAGCACGUGCGUACGAUGUAGCGGCGAUUUUUUACGAUCACGAGAUGUGUAUCUGCGUCGCACGUGUUUUUUUUAUCUCGUUCUCUUUUCGCUUUUAUUAGAGAAGCGAAAUAUUUGUUGGCAGACGAAUCGACGGCAGCCGAACGAUUCCUUUGGCGCAACUCGAAUGCGGAAGUUUAAGUGUCUGGUGGCGGAUGAGUGAAGAUCACUCCGAAGUGGAGGCAAUGCUCUUAACAUUCGAUCACCGAGUGAGCCGCCGCGUAUACACGCUGUAUGUAUGUACGUGGAAAUCCAAUCGCCCCACUCUUUCCACACUAUUAUUACAUCGUUAACGGGUCGUACGAGUUCAAGGCGUCGCAAGAGAGCCACCGCGAUGUGUUGUAUCGAUGGGAAAAAAAAACGGAGAAAAAAAACGAACAAAACGGCUCGACAGGACGAGCGUAUGUAAUUAUCUAUGGUAGAGUCAUCGUAUGGAGCCUUUCCACGGGGGAUUAUAAAUCUGCCUCGGUCGUAAGUAAUAUGCGGUAAUUCAGUUCAAUUCUCCCGAUGGAAAGGUUCGCUUGACAGUUUUAUAAGCCGUGUGAAAAAUUGACGGAAGUUUGUUAUACGCUUUUGAAAAGCGUCUUCAAGGUUCAUCGGUUCUUUGUCGUUAUCAACGACUCGAUUCCGGUGAAUAUCGUUCAACGCGAUCGCGGUGCUCCGUGAUUCGUUAAAAAUAUGGCUCUCGGUAGAUCCCGUUAUGAUAUUCAAUCCUUUCGAAAGCGUGGAAAAACUUUACCUCACACCCGUAUCGCCGCUCUAUCCCUCACGAUGAAUGACAUAUUUCACACGUACGGAGAGAACGCCCAGCCAUCCGGCGAGAGUGAUGUGAAUUACGUACAAUUAGCUAGUGAACGUUUGCCUAAAAGGACACGUUAUUCACGUGUCGUUUGAAUUUUCCAACGUUCUCAGUGGACUGCAACAUGCGGAAUAGCCCGACAAGCGGCGCCACCGUGACGUUGCGAUUAAUCGGCCGAUCCAUCGCCGAUUUCCCGCGGAUUCGAAGCGCAAUGUGUAAUAGAAAAGGACCUUUAUCUAGAGGGACAGCGUUGAUUGGGCGUGCAAUUUGUUCGGAACAUCAUGUGUACCGAGAGAGUGCAAAACGAGUAAAUAACGAAGCUGAACGAGGUAAUUUUCUUCUGGCUAAAAACAUGUUGUUCCUGAAAAUGAACGCCGCGCCAGGUGUGUCGCUAUUUCGGGCAACAGGAAAAUUACACGACAAAGGAAGAAAUGAGGAACGACCGCGUGGCUUUCCAACUGACAGUCGAUGUGACCGACACCCAGCCAUCGCCAGCGCCUGCAGAAUAAGAUUUCGCUUACUCAGGAGCCAGUGUCAAGGUGUAUUCGCCUGUAGUCGGCUCACGCAUACAACGCUCCUCGGCUGCCAACUCAUUGCUCAGGUUCUGGUUUUACAGCUGAAAACGCGUCGCAGCGCCUCAUCUCAAUCUGUACAUUUUAUUACCCAAUGACGACCACGCGAUGGACAAAGAUACUCCUGGUUCACCGCUGCUGCAGAGGUAUAUCUAUCUGUCUCUCGUCUCGAGAAUCACGGCCUAUACAUAACACGUAAGCCAAAGAACUGUAUGCUCUCCUAAAUAUAACUGCUGUUUGCUCUGGCUUUGAAUAGAGACCCCGAGAGAUGCUGAGCCAAGAAAAUAAAAAAAUUUUCAUCGAUAGUUCAGGUCGGAAUGGAUUAUUAUUACAUAUUAUUGAGCAUCUCAUUUGUGUGGUUCUGAAUUGUCGGGCUCGCAUUGAAUCGGAAUUUGAAUUCCACAUAAAACGCGUUAUUACUAAACGAAUUAAGCGGAUCUCGAAAAGGAAUUUCAUCGUUGGCGUGCGUGUUUCAACUAAACUUCCAUGGAUCUGUGUGACUUCCAGAACCGUGUUUUGAAGCACUUCGGUUAAAACUCGUAGUUAACAUAGGUGUGAUAAACCGCACAACACACAUAGGUGCUGUAAACGGUGGUUCGCGAUUGUCCCCCAUAGAUAAUCUUAUUAUACUCUCUCUCAUUAUCGCAAUUAUUGCGGCAUGAUCCACCUGACGGUUGCGGGUCGAUGCGUAGUAUAGUACGCGUACAGCUCUUUAAAAGGUAAACAUGAUCGUCUAAUGCUGAAAACUUGUACGCUCUGUAGAAUGAUGAUAACCAGAACGAGCAAUAUAAUUUUUCCAUAAAACUGGUUUAUGAUCGCCGGUGUUUACUCACAAACGAAUAUUUUUCCCCAAGAUAUAAUGAAAAAACAAAAAAAAAUCGAUUCGCCGAUGUAAAGCAAAUCGACAGUAUGAAAUUUGAUGGGACCGGUCGGUGUCGUUAAAUGACAUUCGAAUGUUGCUAGUUAUUUUGCUUCAUUUCUGGAUAUUUCUCAUUACUUGCGCCCGAAACAAUCAGAGUACGAUAUUCUGCAUACCAUUCGGUAUGAUAGCGAUAUUUUUUUUUAAAGUCUGAAAUAAUUUUUCCACUGACCUUCAAACGUUUCAGUUUUCCAUCUCUCGCUGCUUGAUAAACGAAGCUUUUAAUAUCCAUAUUUUCAUACUACGGGGCACAAUGUGCCUGCUGUUUUGAAAAUCCCCCUUAUUCGUGUCAGCUGCGGGUUCUUUGUCUCGUCGAGGAGCGAAGCAACCGAGGAAUGGAUUCCCGAGUCCUGGUUUCUUGGUUAUUGGGAUCUCCGGGGUGUACUUUUCGAUUGUCAGAGAAACACUAUAGGUGCAAAGGAAGUCAAAGUCGUCGAAGGAAACUCUACGAAGACUCGCUCAACCGCUGACCAGGCUAUACCACCUCUUGCUUCAAAUGUUUUUUCAUUGACGACGAAGAGGAUGCUGGCAACUUGUGUCACGAUUUUGGGCAGCUCUGUACAACAUAGACAUACAGAUGUACCGAAUAUCUCUACGUAAUUAUGCGAACCAUAUAUUUCUCCCAAUAUUACCAUGGAGAUAUUUUUAACGAUAAGACACGCGCUCUGUUCGCAGCUAUCCUUCAACACAUCAUCACAGUUGAAUUAAAAUACCUCUAAAGAGGGAGCCGCGCGCUCGCUACUUCUUUGCCCUGUCGCCCGGGACUACUAAAGUACUAACAACUCCAGCAUCGAUCGUUGUUCUUCCUCCUCUCCUGUCGCGCCGCUGCAUUUGCUUCUUCCUCCACAGCUCGUCGCUCGUCGCGCCUGCUGCCACCAAAGUCAGCUCACAAUCAGACUAGCGAACGCCAGAAGGUUAGACUAACCGUGCGUAAGACCGACGGAGUCGUGGCGCUGUUGCUCGACUGUUCUCUGUUGCUUUUAUUACUCAUCUCUUUUUUCAUCAGCUGUCUGCUUUUCAUUUUUUUUACGACAGAUACGAGCAGUACGAUCAGCUCGAUCAAAAAUACCCCGGUCGAUAAGAGCACACUUGUCAAGUGUCGGCAAGUCAUCUCUGGCGUCGGAGUCGAACCGAUGCUUGCUUUUCUUUCCCCAAAUCGCAGCCUUCUUUACCUCAUGGGUCGGUGGAGCUUUUCGAACAAGAGCUUCGAGGGUGGAAACUACCCUAUGUCAUUAGGAUUCGAUUCUGACUUUGAUUUAAUCUGGUCAUGACUUCGGAUACUUUUGAAAAUUCUAUAUUUCUGAGACAAAAUUCGACAAAAAAUCUAGAUUAAGUAUUUUCUGGUCUAAAACUUAAAGCAGAUUUGGCAUGUACAAAAAUAGUUUGAGUUCCUGGAAUAUUCCCUCGUACAAUAUUACAGUAGUAUACAAUCAACAUGAUAAUAAAAUGUGACAUUGAUACCGAGA
Molecule: messenger RNA, 5806 nt
Organism: Athalia rosae (coleseed sawfly)
Lineage: Eukaryota; Metazoa; Arthropoda; Insecta; Hymenoptera; Athaliidae
Exons: 7
Coding region: 2974-3519 (181 amino acids)
Source: RefSeq, a predicted model, not a curated record